ACAAGCGCCAACACGCUGUGCCAUGCCACCUGCAUGCCAUGGCUCCCGAGUUCUCGUCAACUCCGCAAUUGCGCUCUGAUGUGUGCGCCUGCGUGUCCAAGCCGCCGCCACCCGCUGGCCCUGAGCUGGCACCCAUCACUCGCAGCAGGCAGGCUGCGUCGCCACCAGGGGAGACCUCUCCCCUGGUCGUCACGCUCUCCGACGCUGCUGUGCAGGCCCUUGCCCGCCAUGUGACCCAGAGCACCCGCAGGCGGCCGGCGGGGAGGAAACAGCGGCGCGGCGCGGCGGCACGGCGGCGCUGGGCCCAGACGGCCAGCCCCUGCUGGCCCCACCUGCCGUGUUCGGCUGUUGGUUGGUUCUGAUGUGGGUAUCCGUAGGCAUGUACCCUUCGGUUAGAAAUUUGUAAGAAACACUUAGCGCUGCCUUGAAAGCCGCAAAAGCUGGGUUCAUGGCUGUACGUGUGGAGUCUGCGAGGCUGUACGUGUGGUAAUUGUAGGCAAAAACGUGUGUGGUACCCUUGUGUGUACGUGUGUGAAGUCGACACGGUACGAAGGGUGUUUACAGGUACUUGUAGUUAUUGUGAGGCGGUAUGUAAGGGUGUUUACAGGGUAGCUAGCUAUUGGGGAGGGGAUAGUCGGUUAGGUCCAACGAGGGGAGGCGGGGGAGGCCAAGGCAGGAUGCGAGGAGGGUUCGGAGCAAAGCCAUCAUCGAAGACAACAUGCAUGUGUGCACCAAGAUGUUGGGCGACGGUUGAUGGCCGUGUGAAUUUGGGAGCUGCACUGAUUUAGCGGCAUCAUGAGCCGUCAAAUGUGGCAGUGCGUGGCCAUUCUGGCUGUUGUAAAUUACGUAUGUC
This is a messenger RNA of Chlamydomonas reinhardtii, 853 nucleotides long. RefSeq lists its product as uncharacterized. The record is from RefSeq and is a predicted model, not a curated record. The coding region runs from base 39 to 362 and encodes 107 amino acids. The transcript has a single exon. NCBI's taxonomy places the organism in Eukaryota, Viridiplantae, Chlorophyta, Chlorophyceae, Chlamydomonadales, Chlamydomonadaceae.